CUGAUUAUUUUUCGCAUAAAAGGCUACGGAUUACGUAAUUUAUGUUGUUCCUCGUCAUAACUUUAACACCUAUCGUAUCAUGUAUGACAAGAGCUAGUCUACGUACAUUCGAAGGCGUCUCGGAUUCGGGUCAUUUAGAGUUGUUGUCUACACCGAAAAGUUAUUCUGUUUGUAGGUGUGUGCAUACCUACAAACUGCUCCAGGUUAUGCGAAGAGGCUUAUUAAAGUAUGUCAUAUCGCGGCGCAUGGGACGGCGGGCCGCCUGGCGCCGAGGCGGAGUAUGCGCCGCCCUACGCAGGGGGCGCCGCCCCACCGCCUCCGCCCGUCAUGCCCACCACGGACCCCUGGACGGGCGUCAGCUAUAGUCAGUAUGGACCUCCUCCCUCCUAUGACUAUCAGAACUACGGCGCUGCCAACUACAACUACAAUUACGACGCUAACUACUACCAGCGCCCGCCUGAGAACUACUAUCAGAAAUAUCCUGAGUCGAGAGAUGCAUACUCCCGGGAUGGUUAUGACAAUGCGCCCAGGCCGUCUACCCGGCCAAGGUCUCCUGCAGAAAUUAUUGUAGUAAAAAGACGUAGAUCAUACUCUAGAAGUGUUAGUCCUUUUGAAAAGAAAGAUAGGGCAUAUUCAAGAAAAAGAAAUAGCUAUGAUGAGGGCCGGAAGACAAGAUCUCAUAGUAGGUCAAAUCAAGUUAAGAGAGAAAAGUAUUCUUCCAGUGACCGCUCCAGCUCUAGGUCCUCAUCUAGAUUGUCUCGUAAGAAGGUAAAGGGCAGGAGGACCUCCUCUGACUCAUCUGGGUCAAAUGACUCAUAUAAAAAACGAGUAGCUAGAAAAAUUAAAACUCGCGAACAUUCUUACACUCCACCUCUGAAGAAAUCUUCAUCACAUUCUAGAAAUAGAUCUAUGUCUAAACGCUCACCAAGUAAGGAUCAUUCUUCCAGUAAGUCUCCUAGGUUAAGGCAUGAUAAGGAAAAAGACAUCAAAGGAAAAGGCAAAUUGCUUCUCAGUAAGGACAAAGCUAAGAAAACAAGGGAUGUUAUAACUCCUCCAAGAAAAAUAAAAGAGGAACCUAAGACCCCUCCGCCAAGGCAAAAGCAGCCAUCAAUAACUCCACCUAGGAGCUAUCAAGCUAUCAAAAAGGAGCGAUCAACAACACCACCUAAGAAAAAGCGCCCGACUACACCAGUCCGGAAAAAUAGAGACAGCUCUCUAACACCGCCUAAAAGUUAUGCUAGAAGCCGGUCCUCGUCCAGCUCCGGGUCGGGUUCUCGGUCACCAACACCGAAGCCUAAAAGCAAACGCAAUCGCCGCUCGAGAUCGUCCUCCAGAUCGUCGAAAUCAAGGUCUAGGUCAAGAUCGAAGCGGCAUAGGUCACGGACGAAGAGUCGCUCCAAACGGCGAUCUGUAAGCAAGAGCACUCGCUCUAAGCGACAAUCAAUAAGCAAGAGCAGCCGGCCUAAACGGCGCUCCGUAAGCAAGAGCAGUCGCUCCCGGAGCCCCUCUAAAUCCAGAGGAAGACGCAGUAGGAGUAAAUCGUCAAAGUCGCGUUCCCACUCUAAGAGCUCACGCUCUAGCAGAAGCCAUAGCGGAACACCGAGCGAAGAACGUCGAGGGCAAUUCACUGUUGCUGACCGUAAGCGGUUCUGGAAGCUUCAUCGUAGUAGGCAAGAAGAAAAAAGGAAGGAAAAGCCAGAAUCUCCACCUAAAGAGGUUAAACCUCCACCAGGGGCUAUUGAACCAGCACAAGUUGAUGAUAUAGAAUAUGGUGAUCCACCUGAUGUUGAAGGGCCAAACUUUGCUGAACUUUUACCUGCUUGUCCGGCUGACCUUCAGCAACCAUCGUCUUCUAAAUCCAAGCCAGGCCCGAUACCAAUUAAAAACGAUGGCAGCUUUUUGGAAAUGUUCAAGAAGAUGCAAGAGGAAACUAAGAAAGUUGAGGAGAAGAAACCGGAAAUUAAAAAACCGGUUUUACCUUUCAUUGGGAAGAGGCGAGGCGGGCGCGUGCUUAAGACUGGUCUAGUAAAAAAAGCAAAAGCUAUAGAAGAACAACUUGCCGAUAACGCUCCUAAGGACGCUUGGUCCCUUUAUAUGCAGGAGGUCAAGAAAUACAGAGAAACCUCGUGUGAGGAGGAACGCAAAACGCGACCUCUGGUCAAAUAAUGUAGCUGCUAAAAUCAAUUUAAUGUUGUCUGUCUAGUAUAUUUUAGUCUUUUCUUAAUAAAAUUAGUUUUAUAAUAAAGUACUUUGAAUGAUACUCGCUUUCUGGGUAGGGUGACUAGUGCAAAAUCUCGUAUGGUUGAAAUUGAUUUAGAAUAUUUAUAUGAAAAUACAUAUUAUAUAAAUUUCAUUACAGUUUGCAUCUUCUUGCCUACACAGUAAGGUUGAUGUUCUUAAUUAGUAAAUCUUAAACAAUUUUAACCAUACUUAAGGUGAAACUUGCAUUUCACGAGUACAUUAAUACAUUGUUUUUAAGUUUGUACCAUCAGCAUUUGAAUGUUUUGAUUUAUUGUUGUUAUACUGGAUUCUAAUAAGAAAAUAAUAAUACAAUUCUAUUAAGAUAAAUAACAAUAUAAAACAUUUCAUUUAAUUUUAUUACUGUGAUAAUAUACCUAUUAUCACGUUGAUAAACUAAAAAAAUCCAAAAGUACCUAUGCAUACAAUUUUGUAAUUAACUGUAAUGGUACAAACCUAAAAGAAUUGAUUAUUUUAUUAGAAGUGAAAUAAUUACAGUAUUGUCUUGCUCUAAAAAUAUAGCAAUAACUAUUAAACUCAUCUUAUGUAUAACCUACGGAAGCUCGAAUUUGUUCAUCAAUAAGUAUUGUAUGUUGCUAUGCUAUGUACUAAUAACGGAAAUAUAUGUAAAAACAUGUGUGCAUUUUUAUAAAACCUGAGCGAAUUAGAUUAUCAUGAUUAGACUAAGCUCGAGAAUGAUUAUAAAUUUUUUAAAAGAAAGUAGGUGAGAACAAAAAAUAAGUUAUGUGACAAAUAGGUAACCCUUUCAUCGCCAAGAAGGUUAUUCCCACUAGUUACCACCAAGUUGUUACCAGUGGUAACUACUGGGAUUUUUUUUACCACUGGUAACUACUGUUUUUUUAUUUUUUUCCCAGUACUUACCACCAACAUAGAAUACUAUAAAUAUAGAGGCUUUAAUAAAUAACUAUAAGUCUAUAAUGUUUUAGUAAAGUAGCAAAGUGAACAAACAAUGCCUAAACAUAAACUCGGGGCUUGAUUUACCCACAGGCUAACAAGGCCUAGGGCGCAAGAGGGCGCGGCGGCGGCUCUGAGUUGAGACAAGCGGGGGGCGGAUAUACAUAGUCAGCCUAGGGCGGUCAGAACUCUAAGUCAGGCCCUGCAUAAACUGUUUAAUUAAUAAAAUCACUUGAGAAUGGAUAAUGAAAAAAAUCCAAAUGGAUAAUUAAAUUUGUCCUUAACUAUUUUAGUUUUUGCACUUGUACCGGUUAAACUGUUUUAAUAUUUUUUCGUUUGUUACCAGUGGUAAUAGGUGGGGAAAAAACUCCCAGUAGUUACCACUGGUAACAACUUGGUGGUAACUAGUGGGAAUAACCCGCCAAGAAUGCUUAAAGUCGUGAGGCAGCAAGCCCAAAAUAACUGACUAACUCUGUCAUAAUAACCCAUCCUUUCAAGUUAAAAUGCGACCUCUAGUAAAGAUGCUGGCAUUAGUUUGACUUUAUUUUAAGGUAAAUUUUGGCGGUAAAAGGGUUAUAAUAUUUUCCCUAGAAUUAUUGUAAUGUUAUUGUUUUUUUUAUUUAUCAUUAUGAAAUUUAUUUACGUGUUCCAAGUUCAUAACGGCGCCACUAACCGAAUGCUGUGCUGAUAACUGUUGGCACGAAAGAAAUCAAACUAUGUUUUAAGUCAUAACAUACACAAGUCUUGAAAAAUUCGAGUAAUUUGCGGUUGCCGCAUAUUAAUGGCUAGUUAAGAGGCCGUAAUCGAUUUUGGAGCAAAAAUGUAAAAUUGAUAGAUUUAGUCGUUGAAAUUAUACACGUUUUGUUACGUAAUAUCUAAAUAACAAGUAUUGGCUUCUGUUAGCACGUCUUCUCAUCUUGCCUUUUAAUAAUGAGGUCGCGAGCGUGCGUCACCGGUAAUAUAUGAAAAGACGGGCAGUUUUUAAAAAUUCAUCAAAAAUUUUAUGUGGUAAAUUACACAAAUUCAUGUAUAAGAAUUGUUUCAGCAAAUGUUGUAGAUUGUUUAAGUAUCAAAAUUACGUUGAUAUUAAGUCGAUUUUCAGAGAAAUUGUCACUUGUUUUGAAGUAAUUUCUGGAGAAAAUUGAUUUCGUCUAACUUUCAUUUACACUACUUCAAAGUCAUAAUAAUAAAAAUGUAGUCUGAUAAACGUCAAGUACAAGAUAUGUGUAAUACGAAAUUACCAUGUUUAGCCGUCCAAACUUUACGAAAUUUACAAAUAAGAGCGACAAAAAUCAGUGUUUUACGCGCGUUUACCUAAACGUCCAUCAGAAAAGCAAACAUAACUAAUUUAGUGAGUCUGUUUUCAAAAAAUUAAUCUGAUAAAAGGUAAGAUAAGAAGACGUGCUAAUAGAAACCAGUACUUGUUAUUUCAAUUAGGUAACAAAAGGUGUACAAUUUCACCGACGAAAUCUAUCAAUUUUACAUUUUUGCGACUAAAAUCGACACCGGCCUCUUAAGCCCUAAAGUACGAUUCCCAUCGAACGGGCGGAUUGGGAACGCAUUUCACAUUUGUACGGCUCAAGCCGGUCGGCUUCUCGCGGACGGCUCCGGACGGACUCCAUCGCUUCUGCCAUACAUAAUGUAUAAGAACAUUAAGGCAGGUUUUAGUGUCACGCGGACCGUCCGUGCGGAUCGCUCCGCACCGCCAAAUUGUAAGAGAUACCUGUCACUAAAACCCUUCCUGAAAUUAAUACAUAUUGGUCCGGUGCAGAGCAAUCGUACAGGUUUUUAAAGGGUCUGCAACGCGCGUGUAAUAUCUCCGGUGUUGCAGGCGUCCAUAGGCUACGGUAACUGCUUACCAUCGGGCCGUAUGCUUGAUUGCCACCGACGUGGUAUAAAAAAAUAAAAAAUCGGCACGGACGGUCCGCGUGACACUAAAACCCGCCUAAAAAUACGCUCCGGCGCGGCCUGACUCCAGCGGUCAGUGGGAAUCGUACAUUACUCAUUUGAUAGUUCUAACAUCUAGCGUGAUACAAUUAAAAUAAAACUGCACGGACUUGGAAAUGGAUGGAAUGGAUGAAAGUAUACGAUUAUGUUUAUGAAUGUAAAUAUUCAUGUUUGUUUACAGUAUAUAUUUUUAGAGCUUUAUAGCUGCAAGUUACCUACCUAGUUGGGAGUUGGCAGACUUGGGAGUUGUUAAGUACUGAUACCUACAGUAUUUCCUGUUAACAUUUCGGUGUAGACUUACCUAUCGAGUCCUGUUUAAUAGCUCCAUUCAAAGUGUGGUGCCCUUUACACCAUCACCUCAGUUUUUAUUCGUGCCCUUUAGUUACACAAAAUCAAAUCAUAAGCCAGGGUAAUUGCAUCUAUGGGGCAAAUGCAACUACUCUAAAAAUACGACAAUAAAUUCUAGAGCUACAGCCACUGAACUUGUAAUCAUGGCACAUUUUCACCAGUCAAGAGUUCACCCAUGGUAUAAGAUAAGUAGCUGUAACUCUAGUCUCACUUCUUGUAUUUUUAGAGUAGUUGCAAUGCAGCUGACCUUGCCUAAGUAUUUGGAACAACCGUAGCCUUCUCUAAUAGCGUUAAGAUUUUUUUAUUCGACAUCAGCAGUGUAUCGUGCGUUAUUUUAUGUACCAUGUUUAUCUCUAUAGCUGGUUAUUUUAUACCGUUAAACAUGACUUUAAUAAAGAAUUAUGAAGAUA
Cydia strobilella is the source of this 5858-nucleotide messenger RNA. RefSeq names its product serine/arginine repetitive matrix protein 2. The record is from RefSeq and is a predicted model, not a curated record. Bases 229 to 2166 code for a protein of 645 amino acids. NCBI's taxonomy places the organism in Eukaryota, Metazoa, Arthropoda, Insecta, Lepidoptera, Tortricidae. Gene Ontology annotation, molecular function: 3'-5' exonuclease activity; 5'-3' exonuclease activity. The transcript has a single exon.